AUGGGGACGCGGCGGUACGGAGCCUUGGAGUUGGUCGACGGGGGAGAGCCGGCGUCGUGGGACCAAGUCGGCGAGGACGCGCUGAUGCGGAAGGUGCGGGAGCUGCGAGCAGCGCUGGGCGGGCGGGCGAAUGUGCGGUCGCAGGCAGUGAGUCAGGGCAGCACGGACGAGCCGCUGGGCUCCACCAUCGUGGACCCGCUCGGCCUGGGGCCUCUGGACGUGGAGCACAUGUGUCUGCAGAGCCGCUACGACAAGGGCAAGGCUGCACCUGACCGCUCUCUCCACCCAGAGAUGCUGGUGAAUCUGGACGAGGCGUUUGAGCCGAUGCUGUACCUGACGGUGGUGCACGGGGGCAGCAGUGCGCGCGAGCUGGAGGAGGGGCGGGAGAAGCUGGGCGAGACGAUGCAGCGUGAGAAGGAGCAGCUCAAGCGCCUCGUGCAGAACAACUUUGACUGCUUCAUCUCCUGCAAAACCACCAUCAACGACAUCGAGCGCGGGCUAGCGUCAAUGAAGAGGGACUGUGCGUUGGACACACUGGCAGCGGCCAUCUUCAAUGUGGACCACCACUCCAAGACCGCCUUCGGCCCGCUGCUCGAACGCAGAGCGCAAGUGCAGCGGAUCCAGUCAGUGCAGGGGCUGCUGCUGCGGUUCCGCACGCUCUUCAACAUGCCAUCCGCCAUCCGCGCCCACCUGCGCAAGCACGAGUACGACAGCGCCGUUCAUGAGUACCUCAAGGCCAAGUCCAUCUCGCUCACCGGCCACUCGAACAUCCUGAGGAGGGUGAACGAGGAGGUGGAGAAGGUAGUGGACGAGUUCAGCCGCAUCCUGUACGCACAGAUGAGCGACCCCACCGCCCCACCCGCCACCGUAGAGAACGCCAUCCGGCUGCUGUUAGAGAUCGACCCAGACAGCGACCCCGUGUGGCAGUACGUGGGCAUGCGGGAGCGGCGCAUCCGAGGGCUGCUGGAGGCGUGCGUGCAGCAGCAUGAGCGCCGCGUGCAGGGCAUUCGCCGCCGCCGCCAGGAGAAGCGCGAGGAGGAGCACCAGUGGCGCCUGCUGCAGCGCAACCCCCAUGAGAAGCUGGAGCCGGGGCUGGCGGCAUUCCUGAACGGGGAGGUGGAGGAGCAGGAGGAGGCGGAGGACGUGUUGGAUGGGGAGGAGGAGGAGGAGGUGCAGCAGCAGCACGCGCUGCUCGUGUGCCGCCUCGCCGCCGUGCUGCAGCAGCAGCUGCCGCAGCUCUGGAAGGUCAUGCUGGGCAUCUUCACCGGCAAGUUUGCCAACUUCUCCAAAGAGACUCCGGCAGCAGCAGCGUACCCCUACGCAGGGGCAUACGGAGCCAAGCCGCCCUUACCGCGCUCCAACUCGGGCCUCUCCAACCAGGGCGGGGGCGGGGCAGGAACAGGGGGCCCGUACCGCAAGCACACACAGAUGGAGGGGGUGGCGAUGGUGAUGGGCAUCGUGGGCGUGUUUGAGGGCCACGUCACAGACGCGUUCACGGCGCUCGAGAGCAGCCGCGAGCUGCGCCCCCACAUGCUGCAGGCCGUCACCGCUGUCGCUCAAGCGUCCUCCGCCUUUGCUGCUGCGGAGGCGGCUCCUCCCCUGGCAGUGCAAGCGCUGCACCAGUGCCGCAUCACCAUCACGGCUCGCUUUGUGCGGCAGCUGUGCUUCAUCAUGCGCGGGGCAGCGGGGGACGUGGCUCGGCAGGAGGAGUGGGUGCCGGCGCCCGCGCACCUCAUCAAGGGCUCCGAGUUUGACAUCUCGCACUUCCCCGUGCGCUUUGGGGACACCGUGGGGGCUGCCUUGGACCAGAUCACACAGGCUCUGGCGCAGCUGUCAAAGGACGGCCCCAGCAUCCCAGUGGCAAGCGGGUCGGAUGCAGCAGCAGCACAGGCGGUGGCAGCGGCGGAGGUGUGGCGGAUGUACGCAUCGGUCAAGACCACCUUCUACGAGUCGUUUGUGGAUGCGUGCGGUGAGUUGAAUUGGCAGCUGGACUCGCUCGUAUUCGACCCUCAUGAGCUUGCAUUGGCUCACGAGACAGCAGAGGCGCUGCUGGAGAAGGCCAAGCAGCUACCAGACGGAUCCACUCCCCACGGGGCGCUGGGGCAGAUGGCCAAGCAGCUGCCAGACGGAUCCGCCCCGCCCGAGGGGGAGGAGGGGGCGGAGGGCGAGGAGGAAGGGGGGGGCGAGGGGGCGGGCGGGGCGCCGCAGUUUGAGGGGCUACAGCAGGGCGUGGAGGUGGGCAACCCGCACCAGCGCAUCCUCAUGCUCCUCAGCAACGCCGGCUUCUGCCGCUCUGUUGUGGCGCGCGACCUCGCCCAGCGCUACCAGCACCUCUGGAACGACCCCAGUGCAUCAGCCCCAACAGCAUCGAGGCCGGGCUACACACCGCCAGCACUGAGCGAGGUGGAGCAGCUGCUGGCAGACGUGGAGCGCGUGUUCGUGGAGGCGGAGACAGCCGUGGGCGACCAGUACAUAGCGGCCAAGGCGCAGCAUCUGGGCAUGGCUGUUAUCCGCUACUUCCUUGAGGAUGGCACCUCCUGGGCUGCUGCGCCUCCUGUCAAGGGUCUGCGGGACUCGGCUCUGGAUCUCAUCCUGCCCCUCGUCGCCGUGCAUGCUGAGGUAUCAGCGGGAUGCAGCCCAUUCGUGGACCGGGCAAUCAACACGCUAGCAGAGGGGCUAAUGGACGCGCUGCACCAGGUGGCCUUCCAGCACGCCGACCUGGAACAGCUCGACGCCAACGCCUUCUGCCAGCUCUCCCUCGAGCUGGACUACUUCCAAGCGGUGCUACAACCGUUCGCCUCGCCCUCACUGGACGACAUAAUAUUCCAGCUGCGCGACAUGCUGCUGCACCGCACCAUGCAAUCCAUCGCUGCCGCCGGCCCGCCGCCCGACGACCGCCCCAGCUACGAGCGCCAGCUGUCGCGGGGCGGCGGGAUGCGGUCGGGGGAGUGGGGCGAGGAGAGGGACAUCCCCACGCCGCAGACACCCGAGCAGCUCAAGGGCAUAGCGGACAGCCUGUCAGCGGAUCUGCUGCCAGGGGAGCUGAGGCGCACGCGGGUGAACGUGUUCUGCUUCGGCCUGCGCCUGCCCGACGACUCCCUGCAUGCCUCCCCCUCGGGCGCGUACGACAAUGCCUCCACCAUCCACGGCGCGCAGUCCACCAUCUCCUCCUCCUCCGGCUCCAGUGCCAACCGCGCCUACUCCGCCAUUCUCCCCGUGCCUGAUACUUCUGCUGGCCUUGCUGCCAGGGCUAGAGCUGCUGGUGCUGCAUCUUCUGCUGCUGCGGCGGCCGCUGUUGGGGAUGGGUACCGGCCGGGAGCAGCGGCUGGUGGUGCUGCUGGGGUGGGGCCGGCGGUUGGGGGGACGCCGAGGACAGCUGGGCUGAGAGGGUCGUAUGAAGGGGCGGGGUAUGGGGGAGGAGCAGGGGGAGGGAGAGGGGUGUAUGGAGCAGCAGCAGGAGGAGUUGCAGGAGCAGUGGGGGCAGGGAUGUAUGGGGGAGCAGCAGGCGGGGCAGCAGGGGCAUAUGGGGGCGGAGCAGGGGGAGCAGGUGGGGCAUAUGGGGGGGCGGGAGGGGCAGGGGCAGCAGCACCAUAUGGGGGAGCAGCAGUGCCUGGGUCUGCUGCGAGGGCCCUGGACAGGAGAGGGCAGCCGGGGACACGCGGUUAUGGUGGCGGUUACUGA
Molecule: messenger RNA, 3681 nt
Organism: Closterium sp. NIES-65
Lineage: Eukaryota; Viridiplantae; Streptophyta; Zygnematophyceae; Desmidiales; Closteriaceae
Source: the annotation of a GenBank genome assembly